Messenger RNA from Fopius arisanus, 1151 nucleotides. It is a transcript of the gene CRIF, whose product is annotated as growth arrest and DNA damage-inducible proteins-interacting protein CRIF. Lineage: Eukaryota; Metazoa; Arthropoda; Insecta; Hymenoptera; Braconidae. Gene Ontology annotation, cellular component: nucleus; mitochondrion. The coding region runs from base 262 to 1104 and encodes 280 amino acids. The transcript has 3 exons. The record is from RefSeq and is a predicted model, not a curated record.
CGUAAAUAAUCUACUUCACCAUCGUCGGUUGCUUCAUUUGCGGAAUUUUUGCUCCGUUUUGUGGUUUUGUACAGUGGAACUUCUGAAAAAUUGUGAUGGAUGGGAAUUGACCCUGCUGAUGAGCACUAGGAUGUUGUUGUCAGUUGUGAAUAAUUUUGGUGGAGACUUUAUUUUUUAAAGAGUGACAGCAAUUCAGGGAGCAAAUCAGUUUUGAGGUUAUCCGGCUGGGAUUUUUUGGAUUGAAUUUGUUAUAAUAAUAAGAUGAUUCCGAAGAGUCUGAUGAUUCGAUGUUCAGCGUUGAAUGCUGGGGUCCACAGGUUGUGCACCAGGAGGUGUUACUCAACGGAGGUUCCAUCGAAAACUGGGGAAUUCGAUAUAGCCACCGCUGAGGAAACCCCUCGGUACGUUGAGAUUAUCACCGAUGAGGAUCGGAAGGAAAUCAUGAAAAAGCGACUCAAAUCUCGACUUAAUGAGUCCCAUCGUAGAAUGCUCCAGGGGGUUAGGCCCUACGAUGAAGACAUCGCAUGGUUCCACGAAACUAUUCGGUAUAAGAAGAGGAUGCUGGGGAGAUAUGGAAUGGUAGCAAUGCGCGAGCAAAUUGGAGCGGUCUGGCCCACGCAGGAGGAGAUUGAGGAUAAAAUCCUGUGGGAGAAAACAGCUUAUCCCAAGAGUAUACAAGAGCGAUGGCAGGACAUUGAGAAAGAAAAGGCAGAAAAGGAGGAGAGAAUUAGGCUCAGGGAAGAGGAAAUUACCGAAAAAAUAGCAAUGGUCGGCAAAUGGGAAAAAGACCUUAAAGCAAGACUCGCCAAAAAAGAGGCAGCCAUACUAGACGCUAAAGAGCGCAAAGCACGUCUGAUCGAAGAAGUGAGGAGGCAAUUUGGUUUUGAAAUAGAUCCACGUGACGAGAGAUUCAAACAACUGCUGGAGCAGAAGGAAAAGGAGGAUAAGAAACGCAAGAAAGAGGCCAGGAAAAAGGAGAGAGCUACCAAAUUCCUUAGUGCCAUCCUGGAAAAAACACCAGGCAUUUUCAGCGGGGGUUCAUCAUCAGCUGAGACCAACGAGUCGAAAAAACCGGUGGAAAAAAAUCCGGAUAAAGAAACGUAGAUAUUUCUGUACCGAUGAGAGCAUAAAUUUGAAUUUUCUAAAAUAAA